Chaetura pelagica (chimney swift) is the source of this 2192-nucleotide messenger RNA. RefSeq names its product nuclear factor of kappa light polypeptide gene enhancer in B-cells inhibitor, zeta (gene NFKBIZ). Gene Ontology annotation, cellular component: nucleus. The transcript has 12 exons. Gene Ontology annotation, molecular function: POU domain binding; DNA binding. Gene Ontology annotation, biological process: regulation of gene expression. NCBI's taxonomy places the organism in Eukaryota, Metazoa, Chordata, Aves, Apodiformes, Apodidae. The record is from RefSeq and is a predicted model, not a curated record. Bases 1 to 2031 code for a protein of 676 amino acids.
AUGAGGGAGAGGGGUACCUGUGCAAGGGGAUGGGAGGCGGCAGGGGAGGAGGGGGCUCAGGGGCAGUGGUCGUGGGUUCCACCUCUGCAGCUGAAGCAGCUGGAACAGCUGGGGUUCGUGCACCGCCAGCAGGGGCUGCGAACGGUGCGGGAGGAGGUCGGGGUGCGAGCUGAGCAGCAGGGGGGGGGCGGAAAGCAGCACCGAGGGCCUUUCCAGGGGGUCCGCGUGAAGAACUCGGUGAAGGAGCUGCUGCUGCACUUCAGGAGCAGCAAGCAGAUGUCCUCGGGCCCCGCCGCCGAGGAAAGCAAGGCACAAGGAGGAUUGGUGAACUACGAGCCAUACACAGCAGAGCUGAAGAGCAUACUAGGUCACAGUGGCAAAAGAAAGGCUCCUGAGCUCCUUUCUGAUGGACCUUCUUUCAAACGCCAAGCUAAUGUUCACUCACACCUCCUGACACCCCCCCAAACACCGACAUCCAUGGAUAACGUGGAGGAGACACACAAAAACGACCCAAAGCAUGACAGCAAUUCCGAUCUUCUGCAGAACAUCAUAAACAUCAAGAAUGAGUCAAGCCCCGUUUCUCUGAACACGGUGCAGGUUAGCUGGUUGCACACUGUCUCCAGUCACAGCUCACCUGGUGAGCAGUACCAGGACAGCCCGGGAACUUUCUCCCCAUCUCAGAAGUACCAGCCAUUCCAAGAUCCCACCUCCCACCACAUGCUUGAUCCGCCGCAGCAUUACCAGUUCCCUCCGUCGCAGAACCAGGAUUUGUCACAGAGCUAUCCUUCUGACCCCUCCAUGGAGUACAGGCCGUUUGCUGCCAGUGACCAGUCUCCUGGCUACCAGCAGAAUACCUUUGAGAGUCAUGAGCUGCAGUACUGCCCGUCGCAGAGCUUCUCCUCCCUCUUGAAUGACUGUGAAAGCUCAGAGGGCAUCUCCGCUCCCCUCCAGCCACUCGCCGGUGCCCACCCGCAGGCUGAUGUCAGCCCCCAUGUUCCCAGCUUCAGCUUGCUUUCCAAUAACAUCUGUGGCAGCCUGGAGCGCAACGUCUCUGUGGCAGCUUUGAAUGUCUCUCUACCUGACCAAAGCAUCGCCAGAAGCACGACACAGCUGGGCAAGUCGUUUUUUCAGUGGCAAGUGGAGCAGGAGGAAAACAAACUGGCAAACAUCCCUCAAGACCAGUUCCUUGCUAAAGACGCAGAUGGAGACACCUUCCUUCACAUUGCGGUCGCCCAGGGCCGACGAGCUCUCUCCUACGUCCUUGCGAGGAAGAUGGCUGCCCUGCACAUGCUGGAUAUUAAAGAGCACAACGGCCAGAGUGCUUUCCAGGUUGCUGUGGCUGCCAAUCAGCAUCUCAUUGUGCAGGACUUGGUUAGCUUGGGGGCUCAAGUCAACACCACAGACUGCUGGGGCAGAACGCCGUUGCAUGUUUGUGCUGAGAAGGGGCAUGCCCAGGUCCUUCAGGCAAUCCAAAAGGGAGCCAUGGGAAGCAAUCAGUAUGUGGACCUUGAGGCAACAAACUAUGAUGGUUUGACAGCAUUGCACUGUGCUGUUCUGGCUCAUAAUGCUGUGCUGCAUGAACUGCAAAACAGUCGGCCACCUCACUCCCCUGAGGUCCAGGAGCUUCUGCUGAGAAACAAGAGCCUAGUAGAAACCAUCAAGACUCUGAUACAAAUGGGAGCAUCUGUUGAAGCGAAAGAUCGCAAAAGUGGUCGCUCAGCUUUGCAUUUGGCAGCAGAAGAAGCCAACCUGGAGCUCAUUCGUCUCUUUUUGGACCUGCCCAACUGCCUGUCGUUUGUGAAUGCAAAGGCGUACAAUGGCAACACAGCCCUGCAUGUGGCUGCCAGCCUGCAGUAUCGGGUGAGUCAGCUGGAUGCUGUGCGCCUGCUCAUGCGAAAGGGAGCUGAUCCGAGUGCCAGAAACUUGGAGAAUGAGCAGCCAGUUCAUCUGGUUCCUGAUGGCCUUGUAGGAGAACAGAUAAGACGUAUCCUAAAAGGGAAGGCAAUUCAGCAGAGAAUGUCGCCGUUUUAAGCUCCAUGUUUCUUGGAGUUCAGCAACCUACACUCACUGUCAGUCAGGCAGUCCUAAUGUAUCUGUAAAUAGACCAUUUGCCUGGUGUGGGCAAAUGUUAGUUGUUUCUAUGAAACAAAAGUAUUUUGUUCACUAUCAUAUAGUGGGUUAUAGAAGAGUAA